This is a messenger RNA of Cynara cardunculus var. scolymus (artichoke), 3046 nucleotides long. Its product is annotated as isoamylase 2, chloroplastic. Gene Ontology annotation, biological process: starch biosynthetic process. The record is from RefSeq and is a predicted model, not a curated record. Lineage: Eukaryota; Viridiplantae; Streptophyta; Magnoliopsida; Asterales; Asteraceae. The coding region runs from base 338 to 2863 and encodes 841 amino acids. Gene Ontology annotation, molecular function: isoamylase activity. The transcript has 2 exons.
CUAAAAUGAUUGUUUUAUCCGAAUUUUUUAAAUCGCACAUCCAAAGGCGUCACAAAAUCAGAAACAGAGAUAUAACUUCGAAUCUCGCACAUUCUCACCCUCCUCCCCUUCACUAAACUCCAAAAUCCUUACGCAUUCCGGUAGAAUUGCCAUAGUUCUUCAUCAUCUUCACGGAGAUUCAGUUGAAUUGCAGCUUUUCAUAUGCUCGUCAAUCUCAAUGCUGGUGCUGAUUCUUCUCAGUUUAAGCAGAGGGAGAUCGAAAACUAUCUAGAGUAAUAGUGGUUUCUGCAAGUUAUAUGUCUGCGCUUUUCGGUUGUGUAUUCAUUCAGACAUAUCGAUGGCAAUGCUUUCAUUAUCCUCUGCAACUCAUCCUCGUUACCUAACCUGUGGAACCACUAAACUCUCCAAGUUGAUUAUUGCUGACAGUUGCAAAUAUGGUAGAAGAGUGACACGAAGUUUAGGAAGAAUGGAUAUGGAGCGGAGCCUAGUUUUUGGAGAAGUUGCAAAGAACAUGAUAAAAGGUUCUUGCCACAAUCUUAGAGUAGGAGUUUUGGCUGCUUCAACGAUUCCUGUAAUUGAAACCGUUGAGAAAUUAUCCACUUAUUUGUUUAGGACUGAGAAGGGGGGCCAUGUGAAGGUUAUUACUCGGUUAAAAGAUGACAAGUAUGGAGUGGAUGUUGAGGUUUCGUAUUUGCAGCUUAGUGGCAAUGAUGGUGAUGUAGUUAUGAGUUGGGGCAUAUUCAGAUCUGAUUCAUCAUCACUAAUGUCUUUGCGAUCGAACGAUUCUGGAAUCCUUGAAACCCCUUUUGUGAAUAAAUCUUUAAACAAGCUGUCUGUUGAAUUGGAGUUUGAUGCAAGUUUAGCUCCCUUCUAUAUUUCAUUUUUAUUGAAGUCUCAACUCAGUGGUGAAAAGAUCGAAAUCAGAAGCCAUAGAAACACAAAUUUCUGUUUCCCGGUAGGUAUAAGAUCAGGGUAUCCUGCUCCCCUUGGCCUUUCAUAUACAGCUGACGGUUUCAUCAAUUUUGCUCUUUUCUCCCGAAACGCCAAAAGUGUAGUUUUGUGCUUAUUUGACGACAGUUCAAAAGAAGAACCCGCUUUAGAGAUUGAUCUAGAUCCUUAUAUCAAUCGAUCGGGUGACAUAUGGCAUGCUUCAAUGGACAGUGCCAUGAACUUUGUGUCUUAUGGAUAUCGAUGCAGAAAUGGUGCUCAAGACAAGUCUCAGGUGAAACGUGUUUCAUUAGAUCCAUAUGCUAAGGUCAUAGGAGAGAAUUUUCUUGGGAAAAUUUGUACGGAACCUGCUUUUGAUUGGAGCGGUGAUGUCCACCCUCGCUUAUCCAUGGAGAAACUAAUGGUUUAUCGGUUAAAUGUAAUGGAUUUCACAAAAGAUACGUCUAGCAACUUACCUAACGAGAUUGGAGGAACCUUUUUAGGUGUUUCUGAGAAGUUGCAUCACUUCAAGGAUCUGGGUGUUAAUGCAAUCUUAUUAGAGCCGAUAGUUCCAUUUGAUAAGCAAGUAGGACCAUAUUUCCCCUUCCAUUUCUUUUCACUACACGACUCAUUUGGACCUCCUGGUGGCUCUAUGCCGACCAUCAAGUCGAUGAAGGAGAUGGUAAAGAGAUUGCACGCCGAUGGAAUCGAGAUUUUACUGGAAGUUGUCCUCACCCAUACUAGUCAAAAUGCAUCAUUGACCAAGAUCGAUAAUUCAUCCUACUAUUUUGUCAAAGAAGGUGAUGAUCUUGCGACAAAAUGCACCUUGAACUGUGCUCACCCUGUCGUUCAACAGCUAAUCCUAGAUAGCCUUCGACAUUGGGUGAUCGAAUACCAUAUUGAUGGCUUCUGUUUCAUUAAUGCUUCUUCGAUGUUACGAGGAUUUAAUGGCGAAAAUCUUUCUCGCCCACCUUUGAUUGAAGCAAUCGCUUUUGAUCCUAUACUCUCGAAGACCAAACUUAUUGCAGAUUCUUUCGACCCAUUUCACAAAUCAGCAAAGGAAAUCCAGUUUCCGCAUUGGAAAAGAUGGGCAGAAAUGAAUACAAACUUCUGUAAGGAUGCCCGAAAUUAUCUUAGAGGUGAGAGUCUCCUAAGUAAUCUUGCAACACGGCUAUGUGGAAGUGGCGAUAUCUUCUUGAACGGUCGUGGCCCCGCUUUUUCUUUCAAUUUCGUCACCAGAAACCACGGGUUUUCGCUUGUAGACUUGGUGAGCUUUAAUAACACCAGAGAGUUAAGUUGGAACUGUGGCGAAGAAGGUGCCACCAAGAAGAAAAGUGUUCUCGAAACCCGACUCAAGCAAAUUCGUAACUUUAUCUUCAUCUUAUACAUUUCUUUGGGUGUUCCGGUUCUCACUAUGGGAGACGAAUGUGGUCGAUCAUCCGGGGGUUUGUUAGAACAGGGUGAUCGAAAACCGUUCAAUUGGAAAGCCUUACAAACUGGUUUCGGUAUUCAAACGACACAAUUCGUUUCUUUCUUGAGUGCGCUCAAGAUCCGGCGAAGUGAUCUUCUUCAGAGCCGGGAGUUUUUGAAGGUGGAGAAUAUCGAUUGGCAUGGGCCGAAUCUUUCUCCACCCGAUUGGGAGGAUCCAACGAGCAGGUUUCUAGCCAUGAGACUAAAGGUUGAUGAAGAUGAUGAAAACCAAUUGAAGGGUGAUGUUUUUGUCGCGAUCAAUGGUGGAGACGAGCCGGUGAUGGCCGCUGUCCCACUGCCUGGUUCAAAAAUGGCAUGGGUUCGGUUGGUCGACACGGCUCUUCAGUAUCCACGAUUCUUUUCUACGGCUGGUGAUCGGGUACCUGAGAAGAUACCGGGAUCACCGGUUUAUGACAUGGGACCGCACAGCUGCGUCUUGCUUGAAGCAAGGAGCAUAGAUGAUUAGAUCAUCUCCAACAAAAUGUACAAAAGAGGAGAGCGACAGGUUUGUUUGUGUUUCGGGUAAAUUAAUUGUUUUUUAAUUACUUUUUGAAAAAAAAGGCAUAUAAACCAACCAAAAACUUUCCCAUUCUCUGAUCGGUUGCUAUGCAUAAGAAUAGUCGAAUUUCUUUGUUAAUUCCUUUUUUUA